Messenger RNA from Plutella xylostella (diamondback moth), 1953 nucleotides. RefSeq names its product lysosomal proton-coupled steroid conjugate and bile acid symporter SLC46A3. NCBI's taxonomy places the organism in Eukaryota, Metazoa, Arthropoda, Insecta, Lepidoptera, Plutellidae. Gene Ontology annotation, molecular function: transmembrane transporter activity. Gene Ontology annotation, biological process: transmembrane transport. The record is from RefSeq and is a predicted model, not a curated record. Gene Ontology annotation, cellular component: membrane.
CAUACUGUAUACAGAUAUUAGCUUUGUCAAUAAAAUAUAGACACAAUGCAUGAUAAGCGCGACAAAGUUUAAAUUUACCGAGUGCCUAUAUUCAUCACUGUCACAGAAUUGAACGCUGACUUUGUGGUCACAAUGACAGUGGAGACGAAAAGCAAAAAUCAUGAAUACGAAGAAAAACCUCUCCAAGAGAAACAUGAAACUAAAUGUGACUAUGCUAACAAAUCUUUCUUUGGGAAGAUCCGAUGUGCGUUUUCGAACAUAACAGUGGAGCCAAUUCUAGCAGGCAUUGUCAUCCCGUCUAUGCUGGCCAGACUUGCUAUUCAGAACCUCAACCUAGACAAAGCUUGUCGAGUGAAACUUCAACUGGGAGACGAAAUCUGUGACAACCUCAUACAACGGAAGGGCGAAAACUUAUCCUACUACGAAGCGGACGUCCAAAGGGUGAUCACCUCAAUAGAAUCAUGGAGAAGCAUCAUCUCUACUGGAAUACCAAUGAUCCUGGUCAUAUUCAUGGGAGCAUGGAGCGACAGAACUGGAAACAGAAAAUUGUGUAUUUUACUGCCGAUAUUCGGUGAAUUCAUGGUCAGUUUGUGCAACAUUCUCAGCACCAACUUCUUCUACGAAAUACCAGUGGAACUGACUAUGUUUUUGGAAGUGAUUUUUCCCGCCGUAACUGGUGGCUGGGUGUUGGUGCUUAUGGGAGUGUUCAGUUAUAUAAGCGACAUCACGACCGAUGAAACAAGAACUUUCCGAGUGGGAUUGGUUAAUUUGUGUUUGUCUGCUGGUAUACCGAUAGGUACCGCCGUCAGUGGAAUAUUGUUGAAGCUGCUGGGAUACUACGGUGUCUUCAUUAUUUCUACGUCUAUUUAUACGUUAGUUUUCAUGUACGGCUACUUUUACCUGAAGGACAGAACUAAACCAGGAGUAGAUGAUACCAAAGAGAUGGAACCUUUUAAAGUAUCAGAUGUGAUAAGUCUUACGAAAGAAACAGCGGAAGUAGCUUUCAAAGAAAGGAAAGGCAAUUUACGGAUGAAAGUUAUUUUGUCUCUAAUUGUGGUAUCCCUUAUUUAUGGACCUGAUCACGGUGAACGUAAUUUGACGUACAUGUUUGUGAGAUACAGACUGCAGUGGGAUGCGAUGAAGUACAGCAUGUACUCUACCUACGGCAUCGCGAUACAUUCAUUGAGUUGUCUGUUCUGCAUCAGCGUGUUCAGCCGGCGCUGGGGCCUGCACGACUCGAUGCUGUGCCUCAUCUCCGUGGCCAGCAAGUGCGCCGGCUCCAUCAUGAUCGCCUUCGUGCAGACCGACUUCCAGAUGUUCAUGGUCCCGCUUGUGGAAAUUCUGAAUUCGACGACUUUCACAUGUCUGCGAUCAAUGGCUUCCAAAUUGGUCGAAAAAGAAGAAAUGGGCAAGAUGAACUCGCUGUUCAGCCUGGUGGAGACUCUAGCGGCGCUGGUGUUCGACCCGGCGUACUCGGCGAUGUACUUCGCGACGCUGUCCGCGUUCACCGGCGCCGUGUUCCUGUUCAGCGCCUCCAUGACUGUGCCGGCCAUGCUGCUGCUCAUCUGGUUCUUCUGGCAACACCGGAAGGAAACAAGGCAGAAGAGACUAGAGCUUAUUGACGGCAAAGAAGACGCCAUUGAAGAAAUAAAGAAGGGGAGAAUACCACAGAUGGCGAAAAGUGUUUAGUUUGUUUAAGAUAUUUUUAUAUUGCUUUAGUGUAUUUUGAGGAAACGUGAAGAUGUAUAAUUGUGAUUAUUUACUUACUUUUUGUAAGGAAUUUUAAAUGUUUAUAGAUCACAUUGUUAACAGUUGAGAUAUGUGAUGAUGAUGAAUGGAGUAAGUAUGUUAUAUUAUCUUUUAUGUAAGUUAAUGUUUGACUGAUGACGAGAUUUUUGUAUAUGACGUGUAUUGAUUGUAUGAAAAUUAAAUAAAGUUUAAACAUAACACCGA